Messenger RNA from Lepisosteus oculatus (spotted gar), 3979 nucleotides. It is a transcript of the gene tfap2d, whose product is annotated as transcription factor AP-2 delta (activating enhancer binding protein 2 delta). The record is from RefSeq and is a predicted model, not a curated record. Gene Ontology annotation, cellular component: nucleus. Gene Ontology annotation, biological process: regulation of cell population proliferation; regulation of transcription by RNA polymerase II; anatomical structure development. Lineage: Eukaryota; Metazoa; Chordata; Actinopteri; Semionotiformes; Lepisosteidae. Gene Ontology annotation, molecular function: DNA-binding transcription factor activity, RNA polymerase II-specific; RNA polymerase II transcription regulatory region sequence-specific DNA binding.
UAAGGCUCUGAGAGAGGAUUUUUUAUUUAUUUUUUUUUUCUUGAAAAUCUAUUUUGGAUUUUAAGGGCAUUUAUCUGAUAGAGCGAUAAACCGGGUGUUGGAUCGCAAAAAUGUCAACAACCUUUCCGGGACUGGUUCACGAUGCGGAGAUACGUCAUGAUGGAUCUAACAGCUACCGUUUGAUGCAGCUUGGAUGCCUGGAAUCUGUGGCCAACUCAUCUGUCGCUUAUUCUUCGUCGUCGCCACUAACUUACUCCACUACAGGAACCGAAUUUGCUUCCCCUUAUUUCUCCACAAAUCACCAGUAUACACCACUUCACCAUCAAUCCUUCCACUAUGAGUUCCAGCACAGUCACCCGGCUGUUAACCCAGAUGCCUACUCAUUGAAUUCUCUUCACCAUUCCCAGCAAUACUACCAACAGAUCCACCAUGGGGAACCUGCAGAUUUUAUAAACCUUCAUAACGCUCGAGCCCUGAAAUCCUCUUGCCUAGAUGAGCAGAGGAGAGAGUUAGGGUGCCUUGAUGCCUACCGCCGGCACGAUCUUUCUCUCAUGAGCCAUGGGUCUCAGUAUGGCAUGCACCCAGACCAGAGACUUUUGCCGGGAUCGAGCUUGGGUCUGCCACCGCCGGGAGCCGACGACUUACAGGGGUCAGUGGAAACCCAGUGUGGAUUAGUCUUAAAUGGCCAAGGCGGAGUAAUUCGAAGAGGGGGUACAUGUGUUGUUAAUCCAACAGAUUUGUUCUGCUCCGUGCCAGGGCGGCUUUCGCUGCUCAGCUCAACUUCAAAAUAUAAAGUAACAAUUGCAGAAGUUAAAAGACGCCUCUCCCCACCAGAAUGCCUCAACGCGUCUCUACUGGGGGGCAUCUUAAGAAGAGCAAAAUCCAAAAAUGGAGGUCGCUGCUUAAGAGAAAAACUGGACAGACUUGGGCUAAAUUUACCUGCCGGAAGAAGAAAAGCGGCAAAUGUAACUCUUUUGACGUCUCUAGUAGAAGGUGAAGCUCUUCACUUGGCCCGGGACUUCGGUUACACCUGUGAAACGGAGUUUCCGACAAAAGCUGUGGGGGAGCAUCUAGCCAGACAACACAUCGAACAAAAAGAGCAGACAGCUCGGAAGAAAAUGAUACUAGCCACAAAACAGAUUUGCAAGGAAUUCCAAGAUUUAUUAAGCCAAGACAGAUCUCCGCUUGGAUCCUCGAGACCUACCCCCAUCCUUGACCUAGAUAUUCAGAGACACCUAACACACUUCAGCCUAAUCACACAUGGAUUUGGAACCCCAGCUAUCUGCGCUGCUCUCAGCACCUUUCAAACUGUUUUAAGUGAAAUGCUAAACUACCUAGAGAAACACUCUACAAACAAAAACGGUGCUUCACCGGACUCCAAUCAGAUUAAUACCAACUCUGAAAAAAUUCCUUUGCGGAAAACAACAGAAACCCAGUCUAAAGAUGGCAAAGUGGAAAAGACAGAGUAGAACAUGCUUGCGUGGUUGAAAGAGCUUUUCUGCUGCUGAAGAUUUUAUAGUUUUGGCACAAUGGACCAAACUCUCUAAGAAGACUGUACACAUGUAAGAUUGUAAAGAAUUCCACAUUUUAUUUAAAUACUGAAUGUUGUGCUUGUAGUAUUUUUUGUUCACCAUUAUACACACGAUAUUCUGCUGAAGUCCCUGAGUUUUAGAUAGCAUUCCCUUAAAGAUGGGUAUAUAGUUAUACAGUAUAGAGACAAGAGGGUCAAUGCUCUCUAACAGUUCACAAGAAAUCACUCAUAUACAUGCCCAUUUUAAACAACACCGGAAGCUGCAAGGAUAUCAGAAAAUCUCUCUUUUUUCAAUGCUUGAAAUGGCAAUACAUUACACACAUUUAAUAUUUACAAAUAUUUCAAAGUAUAUUAAUAAACCUGGAUUUUUUAUUGAAGCCUUUUAUAAUUAGAAACAAACUGUAUAUUAUUCUCUCAUUCUGUUUGCAUCAAUGAACAUACUGUGUGUUGUGUGAAGCAUCAGCUUUUCUCUAUCUAUUUAAUUAUCAUUUGGUGCCUUAUUUGGCUUAAUUCUGGACCAAGUAUGUUUGGGUCUUCCAUUGAGCCUUUAUAUUGUUAACCAUUUACUACACUGAGCAAACUAUACCAACUGCAUCCAAUGAAAAAUGAAACAGUUGAUUGCUCCAGUAACACUUAUGAUGGGAUCAAUUGAUUACAAACAUUCUAUGAAUAUCUUAAUUCUGAGCAAUAACUAAUGUUUUUUUUUAAAUUGCUGUUAUAAAUAAAUUGCUGUUAUAUUACACUUUUGACAUAGUGCUGCUUUAUAAUAUAGUCUUAUAGUAUAUACUGGGAUUUGUAGUUUAAUAAUUUUAUUUGUAUUAUUAAGGUUUAUAUAUUGUUAAUAAUAGCCUAUAUCUCAUAUUUAAACACUACUACCAAUAUAUUUUAUUAUUAAUAAUAUAUAAAUGUUGUAUUAUUCUAGUAAUAGAGAAUAUUAACAGGAUCUUGUAGUUCACAACAUUUUUAUGAAACAUAAUACAACUUACAAAGGUGCACCAUACUGCUUAUUACUUCUAAUAACUGUAACUGAAUACAGCAGAAUUAAAAUGUUUGUGGAUUGCUUGUAAUCAAUUAGGAGUCUAGUAGCAUUUUCUACUUCAUUAAGCUAAAAGGCCUUUGCAACAAUACAUUUUAAGCAGCAUUAGACAUCUUGUUUUACUUAUUCUGUAUAAAACAAACCACCCAAAAGAUGCAUGACACUUCUUGUAAGUAUUCAAAAGUAACUCCAUUUGAUUGGGAACUGAAAUCAAAUGUAUUUUGAUUUUGAAAAUCAUUUUACUUUUGAAAUUGGUUAAUAAUUCCAGUUGCUAUAUGGACAAUGUAUGCCUCCAUAAUAAACUGAAUGCAGAGUCAUAUUUCUACUCAAGUAAUGUAUGACAGAAAAAAACAAACAAACAUGCUAUUGGGUACAAUAAACUCAGAAGUGAAAGUAAAAUCCCCCCAAAAGCUAGCUCCCCCUCUAACAGCCCCUGUAAUACUUGAGAAUGUUGGGAAACUGAAAGAAAUCUUGCAUUUAAAGUGAGUCCAACUUGUGUCCGAUUAAAAUUAAAAUGAAAAGUGGUAUGUGGUAUAAAUUAACUGAUUUUGUAUGUAGUAUCAAAUAAAUACGUAAAAUAAUCAAGUUUCUAUGGCCUUCUCCUGGAGGGGGAGAGAACUGGGAACAGCACAAUUACAUUUCCUUCUUUGUGUCUUGAUUUCAAUUUGUACUUUUCCUUGUAGACCUUUAACUGAAUCAAUGGAGCUCACAGACAUCCAUGAUCAACAGAAUGCGUGUUAGAAUUAUUUUCCAGUUGCAUUUUUAUUCUGCACCUUGUUGGUCUGGAGACUUUGUCAUAAGUGUCUUUACUACAUCUGAAAGCAAACAAUUAUGCUGUUAUAGUACAGGAUCAUUUAAAAUGAUCAAACAUUAGAAUUACUUUUUUUAAGACAGGAAUAAGACACCCACUCUUUACUGUAGCAUUAUUUGUUACGAAUUACGUUUUUAGCAUUCUGAGUUUUCCAAGAUGAACUACAGUAUGUGAAUUGUGCUGCUGAAGUUCCCUUUGAAGCACCCAGAAGAAACUGAUCAGUGUCCAGUGGUUUGUACACCACUUAAUUGCUGAAAUGUAGGUAGCGUAGAUUCUUGCUUAUAACUGCUGAAACUAUUUUGCUUGCUAAUCCAAUUUACUGGUAUAUGAAUUUGUUAUCAUUCUGGAAUGCUCUUUUACAACCUACCUGUAAAUCAUUUAUGGGUGUUAUUUGAGAAAAAGAAACAUUGGGUUGAGCAACAGCUAAUAUCAAUUUUAUAUUUCUUUAUAUAUAAAUAUCAGAACUAUAAUUUGACUCUAAGUAAAUCAUUAUAAUGGGACGUUUACCGACUCUGAAUAUUUGAAUCAAGGGAUUAAGUAUAAUGUUUUUAAAUUGUACUUGAAAGAUAAUUGUUUUUGUAUAUUGAGACCUGUUUAAUGU